Telopea speciosissima is the source of this 480-nucleotide messenger RNA. RefSeq names its product zinc transporter 6, chloroplastic-like. The transcript is spliced from 3 exons. Gene Ontology annotation, cellular component: plasma membrane. Bases 1 to 480 code for a protein of 159 amino acids. The record is from RefSeq and is a predicted model, not a curated record. Lineage: Eukaryota; Viridiplantae; Streptophyta; Magnoliopsida; Proteales; Proteaceae. Gene Ontology annotation, molecular function: zinc ion transmembrane transporter activity. Gene Ontology annotation, biological process: zinc ion transmembrane transport.
AUGGUGGGUAGCGAGCAUCACCCAUGGAAGGACUUCCCCUUCGCAGGUCUCGUCACUUUGAUCGGAGCUUUGUUAGCACUGCUCGUCGAUGUUUCUGCGACUUCUCACGUCCAUGGCAACAAACAGAGUAAUUACACGCUGAUUGGUACACAAGAAGUAGAGCUAUCUCUUGAUUCUUCUUCUUUGUCGAAGAAUUCGAAAUCAAAAUCAAAAUCAAAAUCGAAAUCGAGGGUAGAGCCCCAAAUUGAGAUUGGGGUAGUGGUACAGGUUUUGGAGAUUGGGAUUAUAUUUCACUCUGUGAUUAUUGGAGUUACUAUCGGGAUGUCUCAGAAUCAAUGCACCAUUAGACCUCUUGUUGCUGCACUGGCGUUCCACCAGAUCAUCGAAGGGAUGGGACUCGGCGGUUGCAUUGCACAGGAGCUCUCAGUCUCUCGCUCUCACGGUUGCAAUCUCUCACUCUCCCUUCAAUUUGUUUAUUAG